This is a messenger RNA of Thyridium curvatum, 1041 nucleotides long. RefSeq lists its product as uncharacterized. The record is from RefSeq and is a predicted model, not a curated record. The transcript has 2 exons. The coding region runs from base 1 to 1041 and encodes 346 amino acids. Lineage: Eukaryota; Fungi; Ascomycota; Sordariomycetes; Thyridiales; Thyridiaceae.
AUGGCGACGUCCGGGGAGGUUCUCCACCGCUCCGCUGACCAGACUGUGCACCAGGAGGCAUGGACCCGCGUCAUUCGGAUGGAUAAGUUUGAGCAGGUCGCCGUCGACAAGCUCGUCAGUUAUCUCUACGGCGAAGAGUACACUGUUAGGCCUCUGGUUGAAAGCUUGGCGGAGGCGCAAAGCCCGGCUCAGGUUGCUGCAACUACGCAUGAGGGUACGGACCCGAUGACUCCGUCGGCCUCCACAAGCCGAUCGGUUCCCACGCCUUCCACGAGUCCCAAUACUCCCGAGACUCCCAAAACUCCCAAGACUCGCUCGACCUCUACGCAUACGGCCUCGGAGCCUAGAAAGGGAGGUGAGCAGCCUUCUCGAGCCCAAGGCACCUCCAUCGCGUCCGACAAGGCCGCCGAGAUGAGUCAACAUGCUCAAGAUGUGCUCUUGCACAUCCGCGUCAAUGGCAUCGCCGCCCACUUUGGUGUCAGCGGGCUGGUCAAUCUAGCAAACACCAAGGUCGACACCAUUCUCUGCGACCACACCCGCAACGUGGUCCGUUACCUGGUUGCACUCACCAUCAUGUCGAUACAGGCCACUUAUGACCAGGCGCUGAUCGACAUGCUUGGGCGGGCAAUGGCCGUGAAUAUUGGUCUCGUGGUCAAGACCGGCCAGCUCGACGGCCCCAACGGCUUCGUAUCGGGUCUCGGACUGCAGAUCUUGAGAGACGUGGUCACCGUCCACGAGGACGACGUCUCAGAGGCGAUGGAACUUCUGGAGGCGGAACGCCGCACCUGCCAACAGGAGAGAGAGCGACGCCACACUGAAGCCGUGGAACGCCUAUCCCAGAUUGAAAGGCUGGAAUCAAAGGUCUACGAUGCGGAAGCGAUCGCUACAAGGCUCGCCGUGGCGGUCGGGCGGCUGAGUCUGACCCCUUCGUGCGGAAGGUGUGGCUUCCCGGGUGUUGUUAUCGACGUGAAGAAUAAUAUGAAUCUACGUUGUCGCCGAUGCUGGAGCUACUGUCAGACUGUGUACGGGACACCGCCAUGA